This is a messenger RNA of Momordica charantia (bitter melon), 979 nucleotides long. RefSeq names its product 3'-5' exonuclease. Gene Ontology annotation, cellular component: cytoplasm; nucleus. Gene Ontology annotation, biological process: nucleobase-containing compound metabolic process. NCBI's taxonomy places the organism in Eukaryota, Viridiplantae, Streptophyta, Magnoliopsida, Cucurbitales, Cucurbitaceae. Gene Ontology annotation, molecular function: 3'-5' exonuclease activity; nucleic acid binding. The record is from RefSeq and is a predicted model, not a curated record.
CUCAGUCUUCUCUUCAGUCUUCUCUUCGUUUUCAAGAAAACAGAAUCUCUCUUCUCUCUGUGUCUCCGCCAUGGCUAUCAGCAUCGUCGACCACGAAAUUCCCUCCGAUUCCCACAAUUUGUACGACGUUACCAUUGAUUCCGAUCAGAUUCACACUCUCCUCACAUCUUCUCCGGCCAUGGUCGAUUCCUGGAUCUCUGAAACCCUCGCCAUUCAGACUCCACCUCUCAUCGUUGGUCUCGACAUCGAGUGGCGCCCUAACAGAAAUAGCUCUUACGAAAACCCCGUCGCCACACUGCAACUCUGUUUCGAUCGCCGAUGCCUCAUUUUUCAACUCAUUCACGCCUCCGAGAUCCCUCGCUCUCUGACCGAUUUCUUGACCGACGAGUCCUUCACCUUCGUCGGAGUCGGAAUCGGCGAGGACGUCGAGAAGCUCCUCUGCGAUUACGGCUUGAACGUGAGCAACACUGUGGAUCUGAGGAAUUUGGCCGAGAAUGCGAUGGGAAGAGGAGAUCUGAAGAAUGCGGGAUUGAAGGGCUUGGCGAAAGAGGUUCUUGGAAAGGAGAUUUCUAAGCCGAAGAGCGUGACGAUGAGUCGGUGGGAUAAUGAAUGGCUGGUUCCCAAUCAGGUGAAAUAUGCUUGCGUUGAUGCGUUUCUGUCAUCUGAGAUUGGAAGGCAUCUUUCCAAUCGAAGGGAAUCAGGGGAAAAUGUUGAUGAUUCCUAGGGUUCUUUCUGUUUCAUGGAUUUUGUGCAGCAGACUUGGAUCACCAAUUGUAGCAUUUCGAUUUCCGUUUCUCUUCUCAGUUAUGACUUCCAAAUAUCAGAUUUGAAGAAUAUGGGUUCUUUGAUUGUGUAAUCUUUAUUCCCUGGUCUUCUUUCUCUUUCUCUUUCAAAUGCUUUUGCAAUCUCAAAUCAAAAUUUAACACCAUGUGGUUUGAGAAUUGUUCCGAGUCGUUUAUUCAGAGACUGCUUUCUUGUA